CUAUCCAUAUCAUUCAAUAAAAUCCCUAGCAAGCUUUCCCGCCUCUCCCUAUCUUAACAAUGGCCGAUAAGAGAAAGCGCCGCCGGCCCGUCGACGACUCGGACUCUGACUCGGAACUUCCUUUCAAAUCCAAACUCAAAUCCGACUCGGCCAUCCUCCAAACAUUGAAAACCCUAAAAGACUCCGUCGCCUCUUCCUCCGAAACAAAACCCCUAACCCUCAGCGACCUCAACCUCUCCACCGCAUGCCGCGAAGUGACCGACCGCUCGCUCUCCUCCGUCCAAUCCUCCAUUGAAUCUCUCAUACUCUCCUUUGCCCACUCCAUUCUCGCCGGCAACGGCUUCUCUUUUUCUGUCCCCUCCCGUUCAUCUGCUAACCAACUUUACGUCCCCGAGUUAGACCGCAUCGUGUUAAAGGAUAAAAGUGCCGUUCGCCCCUUCGCCAAUGUAUCCAGCGUCCGCAAGGCCACCGUUUCCACUCGCAUCCUCCAGCUCAUCCACCAGCUCUGUCUUAAAAGCAUUCAUGUCACCAAGCGUGAUCUCUUUUACACCGAUGUUAAACUCUUCCAAGACCAAACCCAAUCGGAUGCAGUUCUGGAUGACGUGUCGUGCAUUCUUGGUUGCACGCGGUCCAGCCUCAACGUGGUUGCUGCGGAGAAAGGGGUGGUUGUUGGGAGGCUGAUAUUUAGUGAUAAUGGUGAUAUGAUUGAUUGUACAAAAAUGGGGAUGGGGGGGAAGGCGAUUCCUCCCAAUAUAGAUAGAGUUGGGGAUAUGCAGAGUGAUGCAUUGUUUAUAUUGUUGGUGGAGAAGGAUGCGGCUUAUAUGAGGUUGGCAGAAGAUAGGUUUUAUAACAGGUUCCCGUGCAUAAUUGUGACGGCAAAAGGACAGCCGGAUGUGGCAACACGAUUGUUUCUGAAGAAAAUGAAGACAGAGUUGAAGUUGCCGGUGUUAGCUCUAGUGGACAGCGAUCCCUAUGGGUUGAAGAUUUUGUCAGUGUAUGGUUGUGGGUCAAAGAAUAUGUCAUAUGACAGUGCAAAUUUGACUACUCCAGACAUAAAGUGGCUGGGUAUCCGGCCUAGUGAUCUAGAUAAAUACAAGAUUCCGGAGCAGUGUCGGUUGCCAAUGACCGAGCAGGAUAUUAAGACUGGGAAAGACUUGCUGGAGGAAGAUUUUGUUAAGAAGAAUUCCGGGUGGGUCGAGGAGUUGUCUUUGAUGGUGAAGUCGAAGCAGAAGGCUGAGAUUCAGGCACUAAGUACAUUUGGGUUUCAGUAUCUGACUGAGGUGUAUUUGCCCCUAAAACUGCAGCAGAAGGAUUGGCUCUGAGCGAUUUUUGAAGCAACUGUGGAUCGGUUUCUGGUAUGAAUAUUAGGAAUUUAUCCGUUCAGACUGGAUAUGUGAUUUUACUUUACAAUAAUGCAAAAAAUGUUAAGAAGUUAUUGUAAGCAUUUUGUCAUGUUCUCUGUGCUACUACUGGAAAUGAAAUAUGACUCGUGGCUCGUUCCUUGUAUUACAAUGAUUUUUGAAAGUAAUUUAUUCUGAAAUGAACUGCAUUCUGUUUGAGCA
Messenger RNA from Olea europaea var. sylvestris, 1562 nucleotides. RefSeq names its product DNA topoisomerase 6 subunit A. Gene Ontology annotation, cellular component: nuclear chromosome. Lineage: Eukaryota; Viridiplantae; Streptophyta; Magnoliopsida; Lamiales; Oleaceae. Gene Ontology annotation, molecular function: DNA topoisomerase type II (double strand cut, ATP-hydrolyzing) activity; ATP binding; DNA binding. The transcript has a single exon. Gene Ontology annotation, biological process: DNA topological change; reciprocal meiotic recombination; meiotic DNA double-strand break processing. The record is from RefSeq and is a predicted model, not a curated record. Bases 60 to 1322 code for a protein of 420 amino acids.